Fonticula alba is the source of this 3125-nucleotide messenger RNA. RefSeq lists its product as hypothetical. The record is from RefSeq and is a predicted model, not a curated record. NCBI's taxonomy places the organism in Eukaryota, Rotosphaerida, Fonticulaceae. The coding region runs from base 213 to 3125 and encodes 970 amino acids. The transcript has 2 exons.
UUUUUUUUCUUUCUUUUUUUCCACCCCCUCUUUUUGCCCCAAACGCCCGCGAUAGAUUGCCCUGCCACCGCGCGCCCGGCUGUGGCCUUAACUCCUGAGUCGGGACAGUCAAGCGCCCAUACGCGCAUACACCUGCCGACGUGCUCGGCCUGCUGACGGACCCUGCUCCGGGUGCCCGGGCCUGGCGCUGUCGCCGUGGGUGGGCCACCUGAAUGAAGGGUCUUCGCCGGGCACCGCUCCAGCGGAGCCACACUCUCCCGCUCCAUGUGCUGAGGCCGCCGGAGCAGCGGGAGAUGGCUCGCAAGCACACGGCCCGCGACCGUGGACGACCGUCGACGCCUGUGGCGGCGGGAGGGCCUGCCGCCGGUGUGGCCCGGCGCCUGGGGCGCUGGCUGCGUGUCCUCCUGCCUCGCUCCAUGCGUCGAGGCCUGGCCCUUCUGGUGUUGGCGCUCGUGUUUGUGUGUCUCCUGAAGUGGUUGCCCGUCGGCAUGCCGGCGACCGCGCGCCGGGCCAUUGCCCGAAGCAUGCGGCCAUGGCUCGGCGCCUCGGCCCCGGAUACUGGCGAGCUGCUUGUGGCCGGGGCCGGCGUCAUGGCGGAGCCCGUGGCCAGCUCCGGCUGGCGCUGGGCCACCCCCUGCCACAGCGCCGGCUUGCCGGACCUCGGGGCUGAUAUCGGCCCGACGGGGCGCUUUUGUGUCCUGGAGCAUGCAGAGGCAUCGCCGGAUCCGGAGCCCGGGUCUUGGACCGAUGCGCUGCCUGCGCCGCUGGGCGGCUGGCCCAGCAUGGCGCCUGCCCCGGCGGAUGAGCCCGGCUGUCGGUUGGUACUGUGGGCCCCGGGGCUCGUCGGCCCGGCCGGCACCCUGGGCCUACUGCCGGGCCUGCUGGCCAUUGACGCACUCUGGCGCGAGGCACUCCCGGGCUCGGGCCAACACUGCGCCUGGCUUGAACUGGCCGCGGAGGCCUGGGUGGGAGAAGUGGACGCACGAUCCGGCGACCCGGCCGGACUUUGCCCUCCGUCCGGCGUCCAGACCCGGCCCCUGCCGGGAGCCCUAGUGGCCGCGGCCCGCUUGGUCUUCCCGGAGCUGGCCAUCGUCACGGACGCCGGGUGUCGGCCCGGGGCGGACAGCGCCGGCGCCAGCACCGAGCCGCCAGCCGGGCGAGUCAUCCUGGCAUUGGCGGCUCCCUGGCCCACCGGGCGGGACAUGGCCUCCUUUCGGACCCGGCGCCUGGAGGAUACGCGCCCGCCGGCGGCCGGCUGCACGGCCGUCGUCACCCGCUCGGGCGACCUGCCACAGGCCGGGGCGCUCACAUCGGCCCCCGCGGCCACCGUCAUCCGGGAGCCGGCCGCCAAUGCCGGGGACAUGCGCUGGCGUUUGAGCCUGCCGCCCGCGGGCAAGCGCUCGGAUCCGGCCGGCUGGGCGGCAUACCUGCAGGAUGUGCGUCGGUGCGACCGGGUCCUGGCGCUGGACCCGCACUUGGGCAUGGCCUUUGGCUGGGAGCAGACCGACCACCUGGCCGGGCUACUGUGGCUGACCCAUCCCCGGGCGCGAGUGAUCCUGGCGGUCGGCCGGCCGGCGGCCGUGCCAACCAGCCUCACGGCCGCCGGGCCGAGCGGCUCACCCGGCGCCUGGCUGCUGGCCUACCGUGCGACCAUGGCACGGCAGGACCUGCGCGCGGCCCUGAUGCCCCGGGCAUGGGGCCGGUGGCUGGCCCAGGCCUCGGUGGAAGCCCGGCGGGCCGGGUUCUGGCCGGCCAUGCUGGACCUGGUCCGCCUGGAGCUCGACGCCCCGGAGCCGGCCACGCGCAUCGGCGAUCUCGCCUCCGAUACGCGAGCCACAUCCGCCGGGCUGCUCACCUACAUGCCCUGGGAGCAGCUCAACAACCAACUCAUCGGGGCCAAGUGUGCCUGUGCUUUGGCGCGACUCCUGGGCAGGCAGCUGGUUUUGCCGCUCGUGGGGCAACGACGCCACCGGCCUCCCGACCGGGAGGCAGCCGCCCCGACGGACGAAGACGAGCCCCACGGCCCCGGCCAUCGGCACCACGCCAGGGACCGGGGCUCGGACUCGGGCACGGGCCAAGCCGCCGCCGGGUGGGACUUCAGCUUCCACGUGGCCGACUACCGAUGGGACUGGGCCUUCGAGUCGGUGUAUGACGCGGGCCACCUGCUGCCGCCGGGGGCCGGGGGGCUCGGGGCCCCGGCGGACGCCCUGCGCGGUGGCCAGCCGGGCGGUCUGCCCUGCCGCGUGCUGUCGACCAUGAACUUUCGCCUGCUGCUGGCGGAGUUGGCCUUGAGCCUGGCCGAGGGGGGCGGCCGGCCCAGUGGCCGGCCCCUGGGUGCGGCGCCUGCCCCGGCCUCGGGCAACGACCGCUUUCGCCUGGCCCGCCUGCUGCAUAACCCCCUCUACGAGCACACCCCCGAGGCGGAGACCGUGGCCUACCACCGGGACCUGCUCGGACUGGAGGCCGACCAGGUGACGCCGCUGCCGCGGAGUCUGUACCGGCGUCGGGCGGAUUCCCUGGUCCGGCUGUUCCAGGCCCCGGGGCUGGCCGACCAGCCGAUCCUCUCACUCGGCACACUUUACUGGGCCAUGGACUUCCCGGCGGCCGGCCGCGAGAUGGCCGACUAUCCGUACCGGCGAUACCCGGACCUGCGCCAGGCAAGCGCAUGGCGUGUGGUCAGUGACCCGGUGCGCCCGGCUCGGCGUCUUCUGGCCCUGGCGGCCGACAUCCUGGCCGGUCUGGCCGCCGGCCGGGGGCCGGCAUCUGACGCCGCGGCCGCCACCGGGGCCCCGGUCAUGGCAUGGCACUUCCGCCGGGGGCCGGAUUACGAGCGGAAGUGCGCGCGCAUCCGCGACCCGGCCCUUCAGCGCCUGUGCCUGCCCCCGGUGGAGAUGCUGGAGGCCCAGGCAGCUGCGCGACUCCGGGCGGCCCGCCCGGCGGUGCUCAUCGUGGCCACCGAUCUGCCGGACGCCGAUGCUCGAGCCCUCGUUGAGAGACUCCUCCACGGGGCAUCCCUGCCCUUUGCCUGGGGCUCCACGCCACCGGCGCAAAUGCGUGUCUUCCUCUUGGCGGACUUGGUGCGCGAUUUGGCCGGACGCGUGUCGCCCGAACACGCGCAGGAGUGA